AUGAGCUCGCCCGACGAAGUUCCCUUGUCCGACAAUGGCGCGCUGGCCAAGGAACUCAAUGCACUGGUGGAGAGCACCAACUUCGACGACAAGAUCUGCCUCGAGGACUUCACACUUAUCCGCGUGAUUGGUAAGGGCUCUUUCGGCAAGGUCACACUUGUCCGCAAGAAGAACAACAGCAAAGUCUUCGCCAUGAAGAUCCUUACCAAGUCCCACCUGCUCAAGCGCAAGCAGGUAGAGCACACGAAGACCGAGCGCCGCGUGCUCAGUGUGGCCAGUCACCCGUUCAUCGUGGGCCUGCACUACGCCUUCCAGACUGAGGCCAAGCUCUACUUCGUGCUCGAUUAUUGUCCCGGUGGAGAGCUCUUCUUCCACCUCUCACGCAUGGGCAAAUUUGACGAGGAGAUGGCACGCUUCUACGCCGCAGAACUGGUGGUUGCUCUUGAGCACCUGCACUCCCUGGGAGUUGUCUAUCGCGACCUCAAGCCCGAAAAUAUCUUGCUGGACGAGAUGGGCCACAUCAAGCUGGCGGACUUUGGACUGGCCAAGGACGAGGUUACCGAGAUCGAUAGCGGGGCCACGUCACUGUGCGGUACGCCCGAGUACUUGGCGCCGGAGGUAUUGGCGCGCAAGGGUCAUGGCACGGCUGUGGACUGGUGGGGACUCGGUAUGGUACUGUACGAGAUGCUGACGGGUCUGCCUCCUUGGUACACACGCAACCGGCAAGAGCUGUUCGCUCGCAUUCGUGAAGCCCCGUUGGAGAUCCCGAACUACCUGAGUCGCGAUGCGGCUUCACUCAUUCAGUCGUUGUUGCACCGUGAACCCGAGAAACGUCUGGGCAGCCGCGGUGCUAGCGACGUGAAGGUACACCGAUUCUUCCGCUCUGUGGACUGGGACGGCCUACUUUGGGCCGAACCGCCCUUCAAGCCGUCAGACCCGCAGUCCAAGGAGGAAGGAGACACAUCUAACUUCGACAAGGAGUUCACAGAACUGCCCGUUAGCGGCACACCGCUGAGCAAAUCGGCCGGUGGCUCGGGGUUGCCAAAGAGCAUGUUCACAGGCUUUACAUACGAGGCGCCGACGCUGUCGUAUGGUUCCAACACAUCCCAAUCGAAGGUCGAUGUGUCUUCCACCCCGUAUAUUUAG
Phytophthora infestans T30-4 is the source of this 1146-nucleotide messenger RNA. RefSeq names its product protein kinase, putative. The coding region runs from base 1 to 1146 and encodes 381 amino acids. The record is from RefSeq and is a predicted model, not a curated record. NCBI's taxonomy places the organism in Eukaryota, Oomycota, Peronosporomycetes, Peronosporales, Peronosporaceae. The transcript has a single exon. Gene Ontology annotation, biological process: protein phosphorylation. Gene Ontology annotation, molecular function: ATP binding; protein serine/threonine kinase activity.